GGCAACCACUCUUUUGACGGAAAUUCUUCCGUUCUGAACAAUUACGGUCACGGAUUACGUCGUUUGCAAUCGGUUUCCAAAUUACGAGGUGAUUUCAAUUUAAGAUUAGAGAUUAAAAUAAAUAUUUUCUUCCAAUCGAGUGAAAAAGAUUAUUUAUAGAAAUCUCAUAAUUGAUAAAAACAGAAGUGGGAGGCGUAUUAGGAGGAGGGGUAGGAGAGUAAAGAGGAAGUAAUAACUUUCAAUCGUGUUACGAUAUCGCAGAUUAAAAGUCUGAAACGAAGUUUUCCUUCAUCGCAAGGCUGAUGUCGUUCGUUAGGUCGUACUAUAUACGAUAGCAUCCUAGUGGCGAAAUAAAAAAGCAACGACCGUGCGGGAGGUAGCUGGCCAUCUUGGAAAACAGAUAUGGUUGUAUCGAGAGAAACGUCAACAGAAUUGUGUUUACCUCUUGUUACUGUACAUGCCGCGAGAGGUUUACUUUAAUUACCUUUGCAAUAGACGUUAGCCGCUUAAUUAAUCUUAGAGAAGUGAGGAGGAGGAGGAGGUGGAGGAGGUCGACACGGUGGCGUAUCUGACACGCGGACAAUAUCGCAAAAGGUGCGUAAAUUUGCUUCCAAAGAAUGAAUCGAGGUGACGGGUUGGUGCAGAGAAGAAGAGUGGUUAACAGUAGCAGCAGCAGUAGUGGACUCGGCCAGGAUGGUUCCAACGACCUUGGUCACAAUGAAAAAUCAUCCGGUAACGGUAUGGACACUAACUGUUCAUCUCAAAAAGACCUUAAUUCCAAUCCUACGAUAGACGAUGAUUCUGACAAAGAAACUAGGUUGACUCUUAUGGAAGAAGUCUUACUCCUUGGUCUCAAAGACAAGGAGGGUUAUACAUCCUUUUGGAACGACUGCAUAAGCUCAGGCUUGCGUGGAUGCAUUUUGGCAGAACUUGGAUUCCGUGGUCGUGUUGAGUUGGAAAAAGCUGGUAUGCGUAAGAAAGGUUUACUCUCGAGGAAACUUCUUUUAAAAAAUGAUGCACCUACGGGAGAUGUCUUGUUGGAUGAAGCAUUGAAACAUUUAAAGGAUACUAAUCCUCCAGAGACCGUUCCAAGUUGGAUAGAAUAUUUAAGUGGUGAAACGUGGAAUCCUUUGAAACUUCGUUAUCAAUUAAAAAACGUUAGAGAAAGAUUAGCUAAGAACCUUGUUGAAAAAAGCGUAUUAACCACAGAAAAACAGAACUUCUUACUCUUCGAUAUGACAACUCAUCCUCUUACCGAUAAUCUCGCCAAAAGUCGUCUUGUUAAAAAGAUUCAGGAAGCUGUGUUAGGUCGUUGGGUAAACGAUGCCGGUCGUAUGGAUAGGCGGACGUUAGCAUUAGUGAUUUUAGCCCAUGCAGCUGACGUAUUAGAGAAUGCAUUUGCACCCCUCUGCGAUGAUGAUUAUGAAGUAGCAAUGCGCCGAGUUCGAACGUUGUUGGAUCUAGAUUUUGAAGCUGAAGCUGCUAAGCCUAAUGCAAAUCCUGUAUUAUGGGCUGUAUUCGCCGCAUUCACUAAGUAACACAGUUUUUAUUAAUUUAAAAUGUAACUUAUAAACAUUGGAUAAUAGUGCGAACAGUGGGAUUACCAAUUUUGCAUGUCCUUUUAGUUGUAAUACUUCAAAAGAAAUAGUUAAUGAGAGAUCAUUCUUACAAUCAUAUGAUUCAGACCAAAUAACAUAACUUGACUGCGCCCAAAUGCAGUGUUAGGAUAUAUACAUAUAUAUAUAUUAGUCAUUUCCAUUAUUAUUUAAUAACUUUGAUAACUGAACUCUGUGUAUUAGGUUCAGAUUUGAAAUAUCAUAAAGUAACGAAAUUCCAUGUGUGAAUGUGCACUUGGAGUGUGAUUUAGUGCCAUGUAGGGUUUGAUAAAAAA
Molecule: messenger RNA, 1891 nt
Organism: Polistes dominula (European paper wasp)
Lineage: Eukaryota; Metazoa; Arthropoda; Insecta; Hymenoptera; Vespidae
Gene: sau
Product: Golgi phosphoprotein 3 homolog sauron
Biological process (GO): Golgi vesicle budding; Golgi to plasma membrane protein transport; retrograde vesicle-mediated transport, Golgi to endoplasmic reticulum
Cellular component (GO): Golgi cisterna; cytosol; trans-Golgi network
Molecular function (GO): phosphatidylinositol-4-phosphate binding
Source: RefSeq, a predicted model, not a curated record